Molecule: messenger RNA, 1912 nt
Organism: Parasteatoda tepidariorum (common house spider)
Lineage: Eukaryota; Metazoa; Arthropoda; Arachnida; Araneae; Theridiidae
Source: RefSeq, a predicted model, not a curated record
UGAUAGAGUAAUAUCGAUAAAAUACGCUAGGACAUAAGUGCGAGCUCUUUACAAAACUUUUUUUUCAUUUUCCAUACGACAGAUUGAAUAUUGCCAUUUUUACGUUUAUAUAUAGAGUUCUUGACUUUCUACCGAAUAAAUUCUAUAUAUUCCCUGCUUUUAACAGUAACUAGAAAAAAUAUGGAUGAUAAAAUCAAGACAGAGGGAUUCGAUUCAACUGAAGUCAAAAUUGAAGAGAUUGACUCUGACAUAUCUGAUGAUUGGGAGUUCAUGUCUAAAUACGAGGCAGACCUAGAAUCAGUUCCUUAUUUGGAUGUUCCUAAAAUGCAUGAAUGUUUUGAAGAAAGGGAUUUAAUUUCUUAUAAUACUAGCAUAGAAAGUGACAGGAAAUACGAUUAUGGGAUAUCUUCCCAAAAUGAUCAAGAAAGCGAUAGGGUUAGGAGAGAAUUAGAUGAAGCAAUGCAAGACGUACAGCAAAAUGAUCAAGCAAACAAUAGGCUUAGAAGAGAAAUAUUUGAAGCUAUGAAGGAUGUACAUCAAAAUGAACAAGAAAAUGACAGGGAUAGGACAGAAAUGUACGAAACUAUGAAGGAUGUACCUCAAAAUAAUCAAGACAACGAUGGGCUGAGAAGAGAAAUAGAUGAAGCUAUACAGGACGUACCUCAAAAUAAUCCAGAAAGUGAUAAGGUCAGGAGAGAAAUAUGCGAAGAUAUGCAGAAUGUGUCUCAAAAUAAUCAAGAAGACUAUAGGGUUAGGAGAGAAAUAGACGAAGCUAUGCAAGAUAUAUACCUAAAUGAGCAAGAAAACGACAGGAUGACGAGAGAAAUUGACGAAGCUUUUAGGGACGUACAUCAAAAUGAGCAAGAAAACGACGGGCUGAGAAGAGAAAUAGAUGAAGCUGUACAGGACGUACCUCAAAAUAAUCCAGAAAGUGAUAAGGUCAGGAGAGAAAUAUACGAAGCUAUGCAGGAUGUACCUUAAAAUAAUCAAGAAGACAAUAGGGUUAAUAGAGAAAUAGAUGAAGUAAUGCAAGAUAUAUACCAAAAUGAGCAAGAAAACGACAGGAUAACGAGAGAAAUAGACGAAGCUUUGAAGGACGUACAUCAAAAUGAGCAAGAAAACGACGGGCUGAGAAGAGAAAUAGAUGAAGCUAUACAGGGCGUAUCUACAAAUAAUCCAGAAAGUGAUAAGGUCAGGAGAGAAAUACGCGAAGAUAUGCAGAAUGUGUCUCAAAAUAAGCAAGAAAACAAUAGGGCUAAUAGAGAAAUAGAUGAAGCUAUGCAAGAUAUAUACCAAAAUGAGCAAGAAAACGACAGGAUAACGAGAGAAAUAGACGAAGCUUUGAAGGACGUACUUCAAAAUGAGCAAGAAAACGACGGGCUUAGAAGAGAAAUAGAUGAAGCUAUACAGGGCGUACCUACAAAUAAUCCAGAAAGCGAUAAAGUCAGGAGAGAAAUAUACGAAGAUAUACAGAGUGCGUCUCAAGAUAAGCAAGAAAAUGAUAGGGUUAGGAAAGAAAUAGAUGAAACUAAGCUGGAUAAUGCAUUUCAAGACGCUUAUUCUGUCAUUUUUUUAGGUGCGUCUAAAGUUAGUGAAUUUAUUAAAGGAACUGAUUCCGUCACUAAUGCAACAAGUGCAAAAAUUGAAAGACAAAACGAACAAGAAAUAUUUUCCCAACAUUGUGAAAGAGAAAAAAGAGAUGAGUGCAAACAAGUGCAAUUUCCUCAGCAUGAGCAAUAUGAAGAAAGCAAAAAAUUAAGCAGAGAAAUUGAUGAAACAUUGCUGGAUAAAUCUUUUCAACGUGAUCAAGAACAAAAGAAUGAAAAAGUUGGAAAAGAAAUGUAUGAAGUUUCGCAGGAUAAAUCUUCCCAACCUAGUUCCGAAAUUUUGAUCCAAAAUAAGCCAGAUAAAA